This is a messenger RNA of Octodon degus (degu), 7236 nucleotides long. It is a transcript of the gene Astn1, whose product is annotated as astrotactin 1. Gene Ontology annotation, biological process: neuron migration; neuron cell-cell adhesion. Gene Ontology annotation, molecular function: protein binding. The record is from RefSeq and is a predicted model, not a curated record. The transcript has 23 exons. NCBI's taxonomy places the organism in Eukaryota, Metazoa, Chordata, Mammalia, Rodentia, Octodontidae. The coding region runs from base 317 to 4201 and encodes 1294 amino acids.
CUUCCUUUUGCCUCCUAACGCCCUUCCUUUUCUUUUUCUCUCCCCGCACCCCAUCCCUUCUUCCUCCUUUCCCCAGAUUAGCAGCUCCAGGAAACAAAGGGCCUGGGCUCUCUGGACCUCGGUGCUGGAGCCUGCCCUCCGCCCGCCCGCCCGCCCAUCGGCAAACGGUUCCGGGGACCGGGCUCCCCGGCUCCCUAGCCCUCCCCGGCCUCCCCCGCCUCCCGCCCGCUUUCGCUCGCGCCCUCCCCGCUCGCUUCCUCCCGCUCGUUCCUCCCCCACCAUCGCAGCGCUGGGAGGAAGGCGGCCGGGGCUCAAGAUGGCUUUAGCCCGGCUCUGCGCGCUGCUCGCCUGCUGCUGGGGGCCGGCGGCGGUGCUGGCUACCGCCGGCGGCGACGUGGAUGCGUCCAAGGAGCUGGAGUGCAAGCUCAAGAGCAUCACGGUGUCGGCGCUGCCCUUCCUGCGCGAAAACGACCUGAGCAUCAUGCACAGCCCCUCGGCCUCCGAACCCAAGCUCCUCUUCUCGGUGCGUAACGACUUCCCUGGAGAAAUGGUAGUGGUGGACGACCUGGAGAACACAGAGCUGCCCUACUUCGUGCUAGAGAUCUCAGGGAACACUGAAGACAUCCCUCUGGUGCGUUGGAGGCAGCAGUGGCUGGAAAACGGAACUUUACUUUUUCACAUCCAUCACCAAGAUGGUGCCCCAAGUCUCCCUGGACAAGACCCAACCGAGGAGCCCCAGCAUGAGUCGGCAGAAGAGGAGCUGAGAAUCCUCCACAUCUCAGUCAUGGGUGGCAUGAUUGCUCUGCUGCUGUCCAUCUUGUGCCUCGUGAUGAUCCUGUACACACGCCGGCGCUGGUGCAAACGCCGCCGAGUGCCUCAGCCCCAGAAGAGUGCCAGUGCCGAGGCAGCCAAUGAGAUUCACUACAUUCCUUCUGUGCUGAUCGGUGGCCAUGGGCGGGAGAGCCUGCGCAAUGCCCGCGUGCAGGGCCACAACUCCAGUGGCACCCUGAGCAUCCGGGAGACGCCCAUCCUGGAUGGCUAUGAGUAUGACAUCACGGACCUGCGCCACCACCUGCAGAGGGAGUGCAUGAAUGGAGGGGAGGAUUUCGCCAGCCAGGUCACGCGCACCCUGGACUCUUUGCAGGGCUGCAAUGAGAAGGCAGGGAUGGACCUCACGCCAGGAAGUGACAAUGCCAAGCUCUCACUAAUGAACAAGUAUAAAGAUAACAUCAUCGCCACCAGUCCCGUGGACUCCAACCACCAGCAGGCCACCCUCCUGUCUCAUACUUCCAGUAGCCAGAGAAAGCGGAUCAACAACAAAGCCAGAGCUGGUUCCGCUUUCUUGAACCCUGAAGGGGACUCUGGCACAGAAGCGGAAAAUGACCCUCAGCUGACCUUCUACACGGAUCCCUCCCGCAGCCGGAGGCGCAGUAGAGUGGGUUCUCCCAGAAGUCCUGUGAAUAAGACUACCUUGACUUUAAUCAGCAUCACCACCUGUGUCAUCGGCCUUGUGUGCUCCUCUCACGUCAAUUGUCCUCUCGUGGUCAAAAUAACCCUGCAUGUCCCUGAGCACCUGAUUGCUGAUGGGAGCCGCUUCAUUCUGCUGGAGGGGAGCCAGCUGGAUGCCAGCGACUGGCUGAACCCUGCCCAAGUGGUUCUCUUCUCUCAACAGAACUCCAGUGGGCCCUGGGCCAUGGACCUCUGUGCCCGGCGGCUCCUGGACCCCUGUGAACAUCAAUGCGACCCUGAAACUGGAGAAUGCCUCUGCUAUGAAGGUUACAUGAAGGAUCCAGUCCACAAGCACCUUUGCAUUCGGAAUGAAUGGGGGACAAACCAGGGGCCUUGGCCUUAUACAAUAUUUCAGAGAGGCUUUGACCUGGUUCUGGGAGAGCAACCCUCUGAUAAAAUAUUCAGGUUCACCUACACUCUUGGGGAGGGCAUGUGGUUGCCCCUCAGCAAGAGCUUUGUGAUUCCACCAGCUGAACUGGCCAUCAACCCAUCCGCAAAGUGUAAGACAGACAUGACCGUCAUGGAGGACGCUGUAGAGGUCCGAGAGGAGCUGAUGACAUCCUCCUCCUUUGACAGCCUGGAGGUCCUCCUGGAUUCCUUUGGGCCAGUCCGGGACUGCAGCAAGGACAAUGGGGGCUGCAGUAAGAACUUCCGCUGCAUUUCAGACCGCAAGCUGGACUCCACUGGCUGUGUGUGCCCGUCCGGACUCAGCCCCAUGAAGGACAGCUCGGGGUGCUACGACCGCCACAUCGGGGUGGACUGCUCCGACGGCUUCAACGGCGGCUGCGAGCAGCUGUGUCUCCAGCAGAUGGCGCCCUUCCCGGACGACCCCGCCCUGUACAACAUCCUCAUGUUCUGCGGGUGCAUUGAAGACUACAAGCUUGGCGUGGAUGGACGGUCCUGCCAACCCAUCACAGAGACCUGUCCGGAAGGAGGAGAUUGCGGGGAAAGCAGGGAGCUUCCCAUGAACCAGACUCUCUUCGGGGAGAUGUUCUUCGGUUACAACAACCAAUCCAAGGAAGUGGCCCCCGGACAGGUGCUGAAAGGCACGUACAGGCAAAACAACUUUGCUCAUGGCUUAGAUCAACAGCUACCAGAUGGUCUUGUGGUGGCCACUGUCCCACUGGAGAAUCAGUGCCUGGAAGAAGUCUCAGAGCCCACCCCUGACCCUGACUUCCUCACUGGGAUGGUGAACUUCAGUGAGGUGUCUGGAUACCCCGUGCUGCAGCACUGGAAGGUGCAGUCUGUGAUGUACCACAUCAAGCUCAACCAGGCAGCUGUCUCUCAGGCUUUUGGCAACGCUCUUCACUCUCUGGAUGGGGCUACGUCACGUGCAGAUUUUGUGGCCUUAUUGGAUCAGUUUGGCAAUCAUUACAUCCAGGAAGCUAUCUAUGGCUUUGAAGAAUCCUGUUCUAUCUGGUACCCAAACAAGCAAGUCCAGCGGCGACUCUGGAUAGAAUAUGAAGAUAUCAGUAAAGGCAACUCUCCAUCAGAUGAGUCGGAGGAGCGGGAAAGAGACCCCAAGGUGCUGACAUUCCCAGAAUACAUUGCAAGCCUGUCAGACUCAGGCACCAAGCGCAUGGCAGCUGGAGUCCGCAUGGAGUGCCAGAGCAAGGGACGAUGCCCCUCAUCCUGCCCCUUGUGUCAUGUGACAUCCAACCCUGACACUCCUGCUGAGCCCGUCCUUCUGGAGGUGACCAGAGCAGCCCCCAUCUAUGAGCUGGUGACUAACAAUCAGACCCAGAGGCUCUUGCAGGAGGCCACCAUGAGCUCACUCUGGUGCUCAGGGACUGGAGAUGUCAUUGAGGACUGGUGUCGAUGUGACUCCACAGCAUUUGGAGCUGACGGACUCCCCACCUGUGCGCCUCUGCCACAGCCUGUGCUGAGACUCUCCACGGUUCACGAGCCCAGCAGCACUCUUGUGGUCCUGGAGUGGGAGCACUCAGAGCCACCCAUUGGGGUGCAGAUAGUAGAUUACCUCAUUCGCCAAGAGAAGGUCACCGAUAGGAUGGACCACUCCAAAGUGGAGACAGAAACCAUACUAAGCUUCGUGGAUGAUAUUAUCUCCGGAGCCAAGUCCCCUUGUGCCAUGCCAUCGCAGGUGCCAGACAAGCAACUCACCACCAUCUCGCUCAUCGUACGAUGUCUGGAACCUGACACCAUUUACAUGUUCACCCUUUGGGGAGUGGACAAUACAGGACGGCGUUCCAGGCCAAGUGACGUGAUUGUGAAGACUCCUUGUCCUGUGGUGGAUGAUGUCAAAGCCCAAGAAAUAGCAGACAAAAUUUACAAUCUUUUCAAUGGCUACACCAGUGGAAAGGAACAACAGACGGCCUACAACACCCUUCUGGAUCUGGGCUCCCCCACCUUACAUCGCGUCCUGUACCACUACAACCAGCACUAUGAGAGCUUUGGAGAAUUCACCUGGCGGUGUGAGGAUGAACUAGGCCCCAGGAAAGCUGGCCUCAUCCUUUCACAGCUUGGAGAGCUCAGCAGUUGGUGCGAUGGACUCCUCCAGGAACCCAAGAUAAGCUUGCGUCGCAGUGCUGUCAAGUACUUGGGCUGCCGCUACAGCGAGAUCAAGCCCUAUGGGCUGGACUGGUCAGAGCUCAGCCGGGACCUCAGGAAGACGUGUGAGGAGCAGAGCCUAAGCAUCCCCUACAACGACUAUGGCGACAGCAAAGACGUCUAGCACCAAGAGGCCAGAAAGGGGCUGCCCCAAUAAAGCAGGAGACAGAAGUUGGUUUGUUGAUUUUUAACAUUUUUUAAUGCACCGUGAAAAGCUCCAGAGGCUACAUCAACAGCAGGGACAGUGACUCCCGCUCCCUGCGGAACUUCUUCCGUUUGACGUUCUUCAUCUGCAUGAUUGGUCCGCCUGCCAUCCAGCAGCUUCAUGCAGCACCAUUGUUCCUUACAGGAUUACUUUGGGAUUUGUUUUGGUGUUGAUUUGUUUCAUUCACUUUCUUGCCCCAAGAGGGUCAUCAAAAUGCUCAAGAGUAUCGUGCAUUCCAUGAAGGGUCUAUCAAGUUGAGGUACCUGUGCUCACUGCAUUUCUGGGUUCUUUGCACCUGGGCACAAGUGAAGCCAGAAAGCUAGACCUUCCUCAUGUCCCAACUUCAGGUACUCCUUAGGAGACAUCUCACUCUGAGACCUUAAGCCCUGCUCCAGGGAAAGACACUGAGAAAAUUGGGGGACGGGCACCUGUCAGAGCCUCUGGGUUUUUCCUAGGCCUUCCUCUGCCUAGCUCCACACCUCAAAGGUAAACCUAGCUUCCGUUACAGGCCCAUCAGGCCUCCUGGGGUUUUAGGUCCUCCCCCAUAUUCAAGAAGGACCAGAACUAAAUCCCCCCCAGCAGAUCUCUGCCCUCUCUUCUGACCAGAAAGAACUUUGAGGGGCAACAAGCUGCCACCACUCAAAUCUACCUUUAGAGAAGUUUGCCUGGGAAACUAGUUAGCAGCCCACAUUCUGGGAAAUAAAUUUAUUGUUUUUAAAAAAACCCACAUGCCUCCUUUGAACAUCCAAGGUCCUGAAUUUUUUUUUGUAACCCCUGUGCCUCUUACCAUAAAUAAAUAAGGUUUGCCUGAUGUUUGGUCUGGGCCAGAAGUCCAUGUAUCAUGUUAGUGAUUCUGAGAACUACAACUAUCAUCCAUCUCAAACAAACAAACAAAAAAGCAAACAACAAAAUACACAGUUCUACCCAUUCCACCACUUGCCAAAUUGCUUGUUGUAUCCCUAUUUUGGCCAGUUAUUUUUCUAAUGAUCCCAAGCAGGAGGAGUCUGUGAUUGUCACCCCUCUGUUACCACCCAUCUGAUUGCUAAGAGUAGCAGGGCUCUGUGGAAACAAAGCACUCACUGACUGCACUGAAAGACAAGGGCACCACUGUGCCUACUGCCCGGGCAUUGUCUGGUGACCCACUUCCCAGGCAGUCACAGCCUUCCAGGGCCAUGUCACCCAGUGAUGGCCUUAGCUGUCCCCAAAUUGCUAUCAACCACCCUGGCUUUGACCCGGACUCCCCCCGUGGAAACGUAUAACAAAGGUUAGGGAAGAAGUGCAGAACCUAGAAGGCAGUCACUGGGCCUUAUUGAUGCUUUCUGAGCAGAAUAGUGGCAGAUAACAUUUGUUGAGUGUUUUCUGGGUGUCAGGCACUGCUGGAAGCACUUCAAACACAGUAUUGCUGACUUCUCACAAUUCCCUGAGCAAAGUGCUACUCUUGUCCACAUUUCAGUCAUAAGGAAAUUGGGCCGGGGGAGCACUCAGCUUCCCCAGAUCCUUUCUGUUCUGUCUCUUCCAGCUACAGCAGGAGCUUAGCCUGCUGGACUCCAGGGCCAACCUGCGAUCCUCUGCACUGUUCUCAGCACAGCUUCAGUGUGUGGCUAGCACAGCUCUGGGCUCCACAAAGGCCCCGCCCCAACAGCUUUGCUCUUCCCCACUACCUGAGCCUAGAUGCCCCAAUGCCUGGUGUAGUAGAGGCAGGAGGAUCCAAGCUGCACCUUUAGACCUGGAACAAGGGUGCCCUUGGUACCAGCAGCUCCGCACCGUGUGGCCUUAUCCACCACAGACUGAGGAUGAAGCCUGGCAUGUGGCUGAAAGCCAUGUUGCUGCUCUCUUGCCCUCUCUGCUGCUUUCCAGAAAAAGACUGAAAGAUUGAUUUUGUUUCUUUCUAUUAUACCUGCCCAGAGAGUCCCCUCCAUCUUCACUGGAGGCCAGCAAAACUAGGCAAUCCUACUUGCAAUCAGCGCAGGGGCCUCGGCUUACAUGCCUCAUGGGGCCAGAUUUUCAUCCUCCUAGGGGAGAGGGUGUGGUAGGCCAGUGGAGCAGGCCUGGAGCAUCACCUCCUUGCUGCUACCAUUCUGCCAUUUUUAGCCAAGUCUAUGCCCAAAACCACAUCUUGACUUUGAGUGGGAGGAUGGUGAGACGCCACUGCCUUCUUGCCCCAGCUGUGGAGAGAUAGGAGCUGAUAGGCCAGGGAGGGGGCAUGGAGUGUGAUAAGGGCCACCCCUCUGUUACCUCAGCUUUGUUUUUAUUUUAGCACACUAUCCCACUCUCGCAUUGUUCCAGAUGCUUCUGAGUCCUUCUUGCUCCUUGGUCCACUUCACCUUUGUGCUUUCCUCUGCUUUCUGUGGGACCUUCCUCUUUUCUGGCUGGCUUCUCUAUGCUUCCUCCUUCUUCUUUCUUCUACAUCCCUUGGUGUUCUCCUCACUACCUGAGGUCAUCUUAUUGCUGGGUCCAGCCAUGCUCAAGUGAAGAAGACCAGCAUGAAUGGGGUAGGGCUAGUCUAAGGAUGGUUGUACAACUGCCUGGAAGAUUUGUUUUCCCCCUUGGAGGACACUUUCAUAACACUCUGCCAACAUUGCUCAGUUCUUACCUAGAGGAAGACAUCCUGUUAGAAAGGGUGAUGGCAUUAAACCAGUAUUAAACCUCAAGUUUUAAAACUGCCAAACAGGUCUUAAGGGAAUCACUUCCAUUCACCAACACAUGCUGUGCUCUAGUGUCCUUUUGAGACCUCUGCUCUUUCCUCUUGAAUGUACCUGAACCACUGUAAUAGACCUUUAAUGAGUGUGCAAUCAUGUUCCAUGGAUUUGGAUCUGUUCAUUACUUUUAGUUGACUGAACUUCUUGAUAUUCAGAUGUUCUGUUGAAGACUAAGUGUGAAAAGAAACACUUUACCACUGUAGAAGGAAGGAGGAAUAUAAUGUGACCAUCUUCAAGUAUAACAGUGUUGUUUAA